Molecule: messenger RNA, 1483 nt
Organism: Rosa chinensis
Lineage: Eukaryota; Viridiplantae; Streptophyta; Magnoliopsida; Rosales; Rosaceae
Product: B3 domain-containing protein Os06g0194400
Exons: 4
Coding region: 522-1217 (231 amino acids)
Molecular function (GO): DNA binding
Source: RefSeq, a predicted model, not a curated record
UUAAGCGUUUCUGGAUUCUGUAUGCAAUAAAUAAGCUUAUAUUCAUUUCUUUCGACAUCAUGAGACUUGAUCAAUGAAUUAACUUGGGUCUUUGAAUGACUCGUGUACCAAGGAUAGUUUACGUUCCGGAGGUAAAUCAUUAACCGAUCCAUUUUCCGAGAUUGUGUGCAGAAUGAGACAGUAUACUAGUUUAAGCUCUCAACCUUGAGUGAUGCCGAUAUUCAAUUUCGGGUUCACUACUGCCAAGUUCCAACUGAUGAGUCUUGUGAUUUCUAUCUAUCUAUGGCAACAAUGGUAAAAUUCCAAAGUUUUUGAAUUUGAACCCUUGGAUCAUCGGAUUUGACGCCUAUUAUUAUAAAACUAAUUGAUCAAAAUCAAAAGUAUACACAGAGAGUCCUUUAAGAUUUUCAAUUUCCCAUCCCAUCCUAGUAGUCCUAGCACAGAAAGAACCAGCACGGCACCCUAAAAGUUGAGAACUUUAGAGAGACGACCUUUGUGUUUGGUUCUCUGGAAAAAUAGCCAUGGCCAAGCCAAAAACAUCCUACGAGGAGACCCGAAAGCAGAGAAUGGAAGAAAACAGGAAGAGAAUGGAAGCCCUCAAUCUGCCUCAGCUGGCUCAGGCUUUUCAAACCUCUUCGUCUCCCAAACCUUCUCCGAUGAAGCGCCAGAAGCCUCGUAAAGUGGAGAAGCAGAUUGUUGAGGUGAGGAGAUCGGCUCGCGUCGCAAGCCAGCCUACCCCUGUUUACAGAGAAGUUGAGGUGAAGGUACCAAGAAGCUAUGGGAGGAUUUCUAAGCAUAGGGAUUUGUCCAACCGGGUAUAUGCUAGUGAGUACGCCAGAGCCGAGGCAACGGAGAAAGCUGAGGAAUUGGAGUCGGGCUUGGGAUCCGAUUACCCGACCUUUGUGAAACCAAUGCUCCAAUCCCAUGUCACUGGUGGAUUCUGGCUGGGUCUUCCACUCCCUUUCUGCAGGAAGUACCUCCCCAAACGCGAUGCAGCUGUGAUGCUGGUAGAUGAAGAAGGUGAGGAGUACCCGACUGUAUACUUGGGGAACAAAAAUGGACUUAGCGGUGGAUGGAGAGGAUUUUCGAUUGCCCAUGAGUUGGUGGACGGUGAUGCAUUGGUAUUUCAGUUAAUCAGGCCUACGACAUUCAAGGUAUUUCAGUUAAUCAGGCCUACGACUUUUGAACUCUGUUUUGAGCACUCAGGGAAUACAUGAGAAACUCUUAAAACCCCAGACUCGAGAACUGGUAUAUUAGAUUAUUAGAAUAGACUCAAUAGAGUCAAUAGACCAGGUAGUAGUACUUACUUGACUAUAAUUAAGGACUACUUACAAGUUUCUUGAUUUAGUUCAAAUGUAAGAGGGUUCUCUUUUUAAGCAAUAACAUGCUGUGGAAGGGAAUGGUGAAAACAAAUAUAGUCUCUUCUGUAGAUACAGAUGAUUCCAACUAGAUAAGUGCCUUAUUCUUCUUUCUUGUCCAGCCU